Messenger RNA from Hipposideros armiger (great roundleaf bat), 3537 nucleotides. RefSeq names its product LanC like glutathione S-transferase 2 (gene LANCL2). NCBI's taxonomy places the organism in Eukaryota, Metazoa, Chordata, Mammalia, Chiroptera, Hipposideridae. The record is from RefSeq and is a predicted model, not a curated record. The coding region runs from base 1386 to 2495 and encodes 369 amino acids. Gene Ontology annotation, biological process: carbohydrate metabolic process; peptide modification. The transcript has 9 exons. Gene Ontology annotation, cellular component: plasma membrane.
UAACCACAACUCGAGUCUCCAUGAGAACAGUAAAGAGAUGGGAGCGGUUGAGUUUCAUCUUCUACCUCAUAGAAGGAGAUAAACACCGGUUCUGUAACUACGCAUUUUUCUUUAAACCCUUUGUAUCUGGUACAUGUGAUUUUGACCUCAACUGUAUACCAGACUGACUUAUAUAAUAGAAAGUUAAAGCACAAGUAACUAAUUUGGCGUGUGAUAUCUCUAUGGGUGGGGACCCAUGCCAGUGGUUGUGAUUAUAUGCCAAAGGGAAGGGGAAAUGGAAAUUGUGUUGUUCUUGAAGAUAAAAAUGAGAGCACAUUAAAGGGAGACAGGGAUUGUGACUUUAAAAGGUGGAAAGAAUGCUUCUCAGUAAUAAGAAAGUCACAAGAUAAAAUGAGUGUGAAUUGAGUUCCACUGUCUUCUGUAUAGAUACUUGAUGUUUGGCUGGUUAUUGCAUUUUUAAUUCUUCAAAUAUGUGUUAAGAAUGUAAUUAAGAUAGAUAAUAUCAAAGUUCUCAUUUGUUUUGAUAGACAUGAAGUUUCAUGAGAUUGAGGGUGUCAUGGGUUGAAGUGUGGCUCCCAAAAAGAUGUGUCCCUUUCUAGCCACUGGAACUUCAGCAUGUGACCUCAUUUCCAUAUAAGGAAAUGUAAUUAGUUAAGAUAAGGUUUUUUUAAAGAGGAGAAAGAGGCAACUGUUUCCCUUUCCCUUCUGAGAGCUGUCAUUGGAAAUACCUUACUCUAAGUCAUUGGAAUGUAAAUGAACCUUUCUGUGAAAAAGAUACAAGCCGGCUUGUCUUGCUUCUAGGGCCUCAUCCUCCUUUGAAAUGUAAACAGAUACCUCAGUGGUUAAGUAAACCUCUUUGGAGUUCUCACAACUUACACAAUUGUAACUUAAUUCCUAAGGUGUGCUUUUGGCCCAGAACCCCAAGUUCCAGUAAGAUGUGCCCUGAAAGCCCUAAAUGUGCGGUAACAGGAAAGCCUUUUGUCUAGAGUCCCACAGAGGGACAUUUCAUUCUGAUAAUGAGUCAGUCAUGAGGCAGGCAUAACAGCCACAUUUUGUAUAUAAUUAAUAACCUAAUAACAAGUACAAAAUACACAAAAGCAAAAAAAAAAGUACGGACUUAAAGGAAGAAAUAGACAAUAAACAAUUUCACAAUCAUGAUCAGGAAUUUGAAGACAUCUCAGCAAUUGAUAUAGCAACUAGAUUUUUCAAAAAUCAUCAAAGGCAGAAAAAUCUGAGCAAUUACGUGUUUAAGAACUGCCUAAUUUCCCUUGAGAAAGACUACCAGCAGUGAAUAAGAAGACCUGUUUCCUUAGCUCUUAGCAGCACUGAUCGUUCCUAAUUUCACAAGGCGGAUCCAGACCAAAAUCAAAGACCUUCUCCAGCAGAUGGAGGAAGGGCUGAAGACCGCCGACCCACAUGAUUGCUCUGCUUACACUGGGUGGACAGGGAUAGCCCUGCUGUACCUGCAGCUCUACAGGGUCACGGGUGACCAGGCCUACCUGCUCCGGUCCCUGGAUUACGUGAAGAGGACACUUCGGAACCUGAAUGGCCGCAGGGUCACCUUCCUCUGCGGAGAUGCGGGGCCGCUUGCUGUGGGCGCUGUGGUUUAUCACAAACUCAAAAGCGACUGCGAGUCCCAGGAAUGCAUCACAAAACUCCUGCAGCUCCAGAGAACCGUGGUCUGCCGGGACUCAGACCUUCCGGACGAGCUGCUGUACGGACGGGCGGGCUACCUGUAUGCCUUACUCUACCUGAACACGGAGAUCGGCCCGGGCACCGUGUCGGAGGCAGCUAUUCAAGAGGUCGUCAGUGCUAUUAUUGAGUCGGGCAAGGCUCUGUCGAGGGACGAGAGGAAGGCCGAGCGCUGCCCCCUGUUAUACCAGUGGCACAGGAAGCAGUACGUCGGCGCGGCCCACGGCAUGGCUGGGAUCUUCUGCAUGCUCCUGCAGCCAGCAGCAAAAGUGGACCAAGAAACCUUGACAGAAAUGGUGAAACCUAGCAUCGAUUACGUACGCCACAGGAGAUUCAGAUCAGGGAACUACCCAUCGUCCUUAAGCAACGAAACAGACCGGCUGGUGCACUGGUGCCACGGCGCCCCCGGCGUCAUCCACAUGCUGAUGCAAGCUUACAGGGUGUUUCAGGAGGAAAAGUACUUGAAAGAUGCCAUGGAGUGCAGCGACGUGAUCUGGCAGCGAGGUUUGCUCCGGAAGGGCUAUGGGGUCUGCCACGGGACGGCCGGGAACGGCUACUCUUUCCUGUCCCUCUACCACCUCACGCAGGAUAAAAAGUACCUCUACCGAGCGUGCAAGUUUGCAGAGUGGUGUCUAGAAUAUGGAGCCCAUGGGUGCCGCAUUCCUGACAGACCCUACUCCCUCUUCGAAGGCAUGGCUGGUGCGAUUCACUUUCUCUCCGAUGUCCUGGUACCAGAGACGUCACGGUUUCCAGCGUUUGAACUUGGCUCUUCGCAGAUGGAGAAAAAGGUGCAAAAAGACUAAGAGACCCAUUUGGACCCAAAGUCAGAAGAUUGCUAGCACCUGACAAAGAACCAACUAUGAAUUUGGAAAGAGGAAAAAGUAGAAGCCGGCACCUUCACAGCCCCUUGUGCUGCAGAGACCCUCAAGUUCAAGUCAGUGCAUGAGUGACAGAAACCAUCCCAUUGGCGUUUUGUGACAGUGUCCCCGCACUGGUGUGAAACACGGAUUCUUCACGUCCAGUUCUCCGUAGUGUCUGCAUGUUUCUUGGUGUUCGUUGUUUGUAAGUUGUUCUAAGUGGAAAGUCCUCUGUCCACGAACUGGAGCUGACCGCGCGGGAGUCCGGCGGCCACUUCUCUGUAUAUAGUGUCCUAAGUGUUGACACACAGGCAGCAGUCAGGGGGUGCCGCUUAGAUGUCAGAAAGGUUCACUGGGGGUGGGGGGUCCCAGUGGUAAUACUUUCUCAGCGUUUCUGUGUGUACCUCUCAGAUGAGCAUGAGGGAAAGACCAUUCCACAAACUGAAAAGAAACCCACCAGAGAGGAGGGGGUUGGCUGGCCUGGUUGGAGGGGUGAGCCUGCCCACAAGGCAGGUGUUUUGUAUGUUUUGUGUUUUGUGCUCAACUUUGUGUUUUUAAGAAGCCCGAGGAGGUGGUUGCAGCUCUCCUGGGGAUCCCUGUGCUCAGCAGAGGUGUCAGGCACUUGGUGUGACAUUCCAGGGGCGCCCUGCAGUCUGGGGCAACCAGUGCCCUGGGGAGUGGACUUCAUGACGCCAGGGACAGCUUUCAGGGGAAGCCAUUCCAUGGCCCCGUCCCAGACCGGAUAGCCGUGGCUGAGCGUCAGCAGUUCUAGACUCAGCACAUAUUACUAAGCAUCAAUGUUAUAACUCACUGCCCUACGUCAGAGGGGAAAGUCCCGGAAGGCUGAGAAGCAACAAGACAUUCCCUAAGUCCCUGCAACAACACUUAGUUCAAAACUUGGCAAGUUAUCAGAGUAUAAGUUUGGGAUUAAUACAGUUCUAUUUUGUCCACUUAUUUGGUGAUAAAAUCUCACAUUGGUUAAAAUGUA